This is a messenger RNA of Botrytis porri, 834 nucleotides long. RefSeq lists its product as uncharacterized. The record is from RefSeq and is a predicted model, not a curated record. The transcript is spliced from 4 exons. Lineage: Eukaryota; Fungi; Ascomycota; Leotiomycetes; Helotiales; Sclerotiniaceae. The coding region runs from base 1 to 834 and encodes 277 amino acids.
AUGUCAACAGCGACGGAUAGGAAUCAUAUUGAGCGGCGUGGCACAAAGGCCAUAAAUAUUGUGGUGGGCCCAGUUCACUUUGUUCAAGAUAAGACGAGAUUAGUUAUUGUCCAAGAGACGAAAACUGCUGUGGAAGUAGCUUUUGCGUCAAACCUGGAGAGAGUUGUUGUCAAGGUUUCACAUGCGAAGUUGGAUGGAAUUGCUGCAAUUAUCCUUAUUGCUACCCGGAUGCAGUACACCAAGUGCCACUACCGCUCCUACUGUCAUUCCAUCGUCAAUUACACAAGUUCCAGGACCAUCUAUUACUUGAUACCAAUACCGGUCUAUGAAUAUCAUUAUUACACGAUUACAUGGUCUUACUGGAGCUACUACUAUUACUACUACACCAUCCAUCUAGACCUAAGCGCCUCUACCCACUCAACCAAAAUAACAACCACAACUACAAUCUCCAUCAACGAAACCAAUUCCGCAGCCGCUUCAUCCAGCUUCAAACAAUUCUCUGCCACUCUCUCCUUCCCAACUCCUACUACUGCAACACUUCCUAUACAAACACCACCAAGCUCCCCUACACAAACUCAGCAAACCACUAAUCCUCACACUGAAGUCAGCAUAGAUAAAGAAUUUUUACGAGGAACUGGGUCGGCUCUCUCCAGCGUCUUCGGCACACCUUCUACAACAACCAGUUCUGUGACUUCGGGAUCGAGUAGUUCGUCAACGGCUACCACACCGCCGGUGGAGGUUAAAGUCAGUGGUGCUUCUGGAAUUAAUUUGGAUGGGCACUUUUGGUCUAUUACGGGUUCCACGGUUUUUGGUGCUUGUAUUGUUGCGUUGUGA